AUGGCGGACUCCACGAUGUCCGAUGCGGACAAGAUCCGCAUGAAGCGUCUCGCGAAGCUGGGCGGCCCUUCUACAAGCAACAACACCACACCUGCAGCAGGAGCAUCAAGCGGCGACGCCUCUGCACCCAAAGAUGCCACCUCUCCUCCAGCGCAGAAGGCCGAGACGCCUUCUUCCACCACUCAAAACCCCUUCUCGCAAUUAGGAAUGUCAGAUGGUCAAGCAGACCAGCAGGAGAAGAAGACGGCGCCACAGAUCAAGGUCAGCCCUAGGCAGGCGUCACCGGCGAAGAGAGAACGUGAUGGGUCGGAGAAGCCUCGCGCGAAGCCGACAGAGAGCUUAGAGACGUGGCAAGAUCGGAACUUGCGCCAGAUCUUCAGACUGACGCUCAAGCCUGAUGAAUCGAGAGACAUAUCUGGACAUGAGCUGGUGUUUCUUGCGAGUACAAGAGAAGAUCUGGUGGACAACAAGGCGGCUAUUCAGCUGAACACCGAGGUACUGGAGGGUGCGAUCACCGAAGCUGCCAGUCAAGCACCAGGUGGCAAGCCGUUCGAAUACCUCUUGGGAUGCUUCAAGCGGGUGUCACGCGCCAUCAGAGGUACAAAGUUCUCCGGCCCGGAAGAUCCGAAGCACGAUGUUCUCAGGGAGACACGGAGGCUGUGUAUGAGCUACUGCGUGUUCGCCAUCACGAUGCCGGAGAUGUUUGGAGAGCACGUACCGACCUCCAAUCCUCUGGUGGACCAUCUCUUGGCUGACCCAGAAUGCGACCUUGGAAUCUGUACUGACUUCCUCACUGAAGCUAGCAGUCGAUUUGAGGAGGACGAUACAAUCAAGGAGGCUAUUGUGGGCGCGGCAGAAGAGCUCAGUCGGCAAUUGUCACAGAAGAACAUGCUGCAGGACUACCAGAAUUACGUGCGGGGCCUCCGUAAUCUGCUGCGGUUCCCGAAGAUUGUCGACGCCGUCACAGAAUCACCGAUGUGGACACCGGAAGGAGUGGAGCCGCAGGACAUCGAAACCAAGACGCUGCUAGGACCUUUCUUCCGCUUGUCGCCUAUGCAGAGCGAAGUCUCGCAGAGCUACUUUUCAGCACCCAAGACGCGCGAUCGAACCUUCAUCAAGAACGCUCAGGAUGCAGUACGGAUGUCACUUCGAACACACCAGACAGAGCUCUUCCAGAUGUCAGAUACAGUUGUUCGAGCUGGUCCGAAACAACGAGAGCGCAUUCUCAACUGGUUUGCGCUUUGUGUGAACAAGAACCACAAGAAGCGUGCCAUGCGUGUCGACUACAAGACGGUUUCAAGCGACGGAUUCAUGGUGAAUGUGACUAGUGUUCUUGACCAGCUGUGCGAGCCUUUUAUGGAUGCGCGAUUCAGCAAGGUUGAUCGCAUUGAUCCGAACUACCUGAAGCGAGAUCCGAGAGUCGACGUUUCGGAUGAGACGAAGAUCAAUGCGGAUCAGAAGGCUGCGGAUGAGUUCUAUUCGAGCAACAAGGCUGAGGGCACAAGCAACUUCAUUUCAGAGGUGUUCUUCUUGACGGUCGCGGCGCAUCACUACGGCACCGAGGCAGCGCAGACGCGGAUGGGGUCCAUGAAGAAGUCGGCUCAGCGGAUGGAGAAGGACUUGGAGCAGUUCGAGUCUGAGAGGCACAAGUUUGUCAAUGAUCCUCGAUAUCUAGCGCGAUUCGAAGAACAUGCCAGCCGGAUCAAGAAGCAAAUUGACAGCAUGUGGAGCACCAUACACGCAACAAACGGCGUGCUGCUCGACGACCUGGCUCAAGCACGAAGCAUGCAAUUCAUGCGAUACGUCAUUGUUUGGCUACUGCGCCUCGCCGCUGGGCAGAACCUCCCUGCCGAGCCUCUCCGUAUUCCUUUGUCGGAUGAAGAGCCUGAGAUCUUCAAAGUCUUGCCGGAGUACUUCUUGGAGGGCAUCACCGACAACUUCAAAUUCAUCACAGGCAACAUUCCGUGGAUUCUUACGCCUCAGCAGUGCGAGGAGAUUGUGCAGAUCUGCAUCACAUUCUUGCGGCACAGCGAGUACGUCAAGAAUCCUGGUGUGAAGUCUGGACUCGUCACCAUCCUCUACUACGGCUGCCAGCACUUCGGGAACCGGCCAAAGGGUGUGUUGGGCGACUUACUGAUGGGCUCCGAGUUCGCCAACAAGCACCUGCUGCAUGCUUUGAUGAAAUUCUACAUCGAAGCUGAAUCCACGGGCACCCACACGCAGUUCUUCGACAAGUUCACCAUCCGAUAUGAGAUCUUCCAGGUCAUUAAGUGUAUCUGGCCGAACACGCUCUAUCGCGACAACCUGGCCAAAGAGGCUCGCGUCAACACAGACUUCUUCGUGCAGUUCGUCAACAUGCUGGUCAACGACGUGACAUUCGUGCUCGACGAGUCACUCUCAGCUUUCGUCAAGAUCCAUGACCUCACUCAAGAAGUCAACAGCGAAGCCUUCAUGUCCACGCUUUCCGACGAGCAGAAGAAGGAGAAGACCGAUCAGCUCGAAGACGAGAAGGGCAGAGCGAAGAGCUACAUGGGCUUGACCCGCGAGACGAUGGAGAUGCUGAUCCUCUUCUCCGAGUCGUUAGCAGACUCCUUCACCAUGCCCGAAAUCGUCACUCGUCUGGCAGACAUGCUCGACUACAACCUCGAAACCAUGGUCGGCCCCAAGUCUGCCAAUCUCAAGGUCGAGAACAUGCAAGAGUACGGCUUCAACCCUGGCGCGCUUCUAUCCGACAUCAUGUCCGUCUACUGCAAUCUCUCCGGCAAAGACAACUUCAUCCACGCCAUCGCUCGCGACCAACGCAGCUACAAAGCCGCCAACUUCACCCAAGCCGCGCGAAUCAUGAACAAACGCCGUCUCAAAUCUCCCGGAGAGAUCCGCACAUGGGAGACGCUGGGCCAGAAAGUCGCAGAGGCGAAGGCAGCGGAAGAGGAAGAGGAGCAGGAUCUCGGCGAGCCGCCGGAUGAGUUUGUUGAUCCGUUGAUGGCGGAUCUGAUGAACGAUCCGGUGAUUCUGCCGACGAGCAAGGCGGUGAUGGAUCGGAGUACGAUUCGCAGUCAUUUGUUGAGCGAUCCGACGGAUCCGUUUAACAGGAUGCCUUUGAAGAUUGAGCAGGUGAUUGCGGAUACGGAGUUGAAGGGCAAGAUUGAGGCGUGGAAGGCUGAGAGGAAGGCGGCGAGGAAGGCGGAGAAGGAGGGGAAGAUGGAUACUAGUGAGGGUUGA
This is a messenger RNA of Saxophila tyrrhenica, 3222 nucleotides long. RefSeq names its product Ubiquitin conjugation factor E4 (gene UFD2). The record is from RefSeq and is a predicted model, not a curated record. The transcript has 3 exons. Bases 1 to 3222 code for a protein of 1073 amino acids. Gene Ontology annotation, biological process: protein polyubiquitination. Gene Ontology annotation, cellular component: ubiquitin ligase complex; cytoplasm; nucleus. Lineage: Eukaryota; Fungi; Ascomycota; Dothideomycetes; Mycosphaerellales; Extremaceae. Gene Ontology annotation, molecular function: ubiquitin-ubiquitin ligase activity.